This is a messenger RNA of Plasmodium adleri (nom. inval.), 1368 nucleotides long. Its product is annotated as folate transporter 2. The record is from RefSeq and is a predicted model, not a curated record. The coding region runs from base 1 to 1368 and encodes 455 amino acids. Lineage: Eukaryota; Apicomplexa; Aconoidasida; Haemosporida; Plasmodiidae. The transcript has a single exon.
AUGAUAGAAAAAUCGAAUAAUCCAUUUUUAAGUAUUGACCCUAUUGUAGAAAGAACAAAAUCUAAUGGAGAAGGUUUACCUUUAUUGAACUCUAAAACAAAAAAACGUUUUGAUUUUACUCAGAUUGUUGUAUAUUUAGUAGGUUUAUCAGAUGGAUUAACACAUUUAGCAUCAUUAGCUAUAUAUUAUUUAUUUAAAGAUUAUUUUAGAUUAACUCCAUAUCAAGUGUCUUUAAUAUUAAUGUAUCCAUAUAUACCAUUUAUAUUAAAACCUGUAAUAGCCUUAAUAACAGAUUCUUUUUCAAUAUUUGGUAUGAGAAGAAAACCAUAUUUAUUUUUAUUUAGUUUAUUUCAAUCAUUAAAUUUCUUAGCAUUAGCACUUGUAAAUUUAACAGUUAUACAAGCAAGUUUAAUUUUAUUUUUUAUAUCUUUAUGUGCAUCAUUUUGCACAACAGUAGCAGAAGCAUUAGUAGUUGAAAGUUCUAUGGGUAAAACCUAUUCACAAGGAACAAAUAAGGUUACAGAAUUUAUAGCAUCUAAAGCAAUAGGUAGUUUAUCAGUUGCAUAUUUUUCUGGAUAUUUUUUAGAAAAGAUGCCAAGAGAAUAUAUUUUUAUAGCUACAUCAAUAUUUCCUUUAAUAAUAUCUAUAUCAUGUUUAUUUUUAAAAGAAAAAGAAUAUUCAACAAACAGAAAUAUAUUUAACCAGUUAACAGAUUUAAUCAAAUUUAUAAAUACACCAAUAUUUUUAGGACCAUUCUUAUAUAUAUUUGUAUAUAUGUCAGGUCCAGAUUAUGAUGAUGCAUUUUUUUUCUUCUGCACAAAUAAAUUAGGUUUUAGACCAUCUUUUAUGGGUACUUUAAGAUUAACAUAUGGUAUAGCUUCUUUAAUAGGAAUAAUAAUUUAUCGUGUAUUUUUAAAAAAUUGCAGCUUAAGAAAAACAUUAAUUAUAACAACAUUAGUAUCUUUUCCUAUAUAUAUAUCUCCUAUUAUAUUAACAGAACAUAUAAAUAAAUUCUUAGGAAUAUCAAAUGAAUUGUUUGUAUUAAGUGGAGGCUUUUUAAUUGAAGCUAUAACAGAAAUACAGUUAUUGCCAUUAUUUAUCUUAACAGCAAAUAUAUGUCAACCAGGUUUAGAAGCUAGUGUUUUUGCUACCAUUUUAAGUGUUAAAAAUUUAGGUUCACUUACAAAAAAAGGUACAUCAUCAUUUAUUACAUAUUUAAUGAAAAUAGAUAGUUAUAAUUUUGAUAAUUUAAGUUUAUAUAUUUUGACUUGUGGAUUUUUCCUCUUAUUGUCCUUAACCUUGGUUCCCCUAUUACCAAACGAGGAGCACAUCGAAAAGUUAAAAAAUAAAGAAACAUCCAAGAGAUAA